AUGUACGCUGACGAUACAAACAUAGCAACGACAGGAACAUCUAUUCGAGAAUUAGUAACACAUGCUAGUGAUGACUUAAAUAAUAUAUGUGACUGGCUGAAAGCAAACAAACUCAGCCUUAACGUGACCAAAACUGAGUACAUGUUCAUUGGAUCAGAUCAAAAUCUUGACAAGUUAAGAGAUGUACCACUACUAUUUCUUGAAAACAAAGCUAUAAAAAGGGUCAAAGCAACCAAGUCAUCAGGG
Messenger RNA from Paramuricea clavata, 246 nucleotides. The record is from the annotation of a GenBank genome assembly. Lineage: Eukaryota; Metazoa; Cnidaria; Anthozoa; Malacalcyonacea; Plexauridae.